CUGCCACCUGUUUUCCCGGGAAUGUCAUGCAACAUAAACAAAAAGUACACGCGUCGCAACCCAGCCCAUCUUCUCUCUCACACAUCCCACCAUUUCUAAGCAGUUAUACUUUUACUCUCACCAUUUCUAAUACUCUGAAUAAACCAACCUUUAAUUCUUGUUCAAUUCUCUAUAUUAUUCAUCUUCUUCUGGAAUUUUGUUUUCUUCUCUACUGUUCGAGUACUGAUAUAUCAGUAGUUGAUGGAGGUGCCAGUUGGAUUUGCGGCCAAGUUGUGGAGUUUUAUCUCUUUUUUGCCCUUCUUCCUCUCCCUCUUCAUAUUAGGCCUUCUCAAAGAAGCAAAAGACUAGGCUGGACUUUGAAGAUUCUUGUGUUGUUGUCAUUGCCUGUACCCUUAAUCCUAUGGCCUGUGUUUGCAAUAAUCGGGAGUCUCAUCGGUGGGUUUGGUUACGGCUUUUUCGCACCGUUGAUUGCAACAUUCGAAGCUGUUGGUGAGAAUGUCACCGACAAGUGCUACCACUGCUUUUCGGACGGUUGCUAUUCCACCGUGGAAGGUAGCUGUACUGUAGUGAGGGAUUUUACCGAUUUUUGCUUCCAUUCUUACUUCUCCUACAUGGAUGAACUCAUUGCCGAAGUCCAUCAAGACGAGAAACCCAUACAAAUAAAGUUAUGGAGGGUCCCAGGUUGUUUAUUGGUGUGUGUAGUUGCUGUUCCGGUGGAUGUUCUUCUGAUAACAGCAGUCGCUCUUUGGAAGAGCCCGUAUAUGCUGUUCCGGGGUUGGAAGAGGCUGUUCGAGGAUUUGACGGGCCGUGAAGGCCCGUUUCUUGAAACUGUUUGCGUUCCGUUCGCCGGACUAGCCAUUCUUCUCUGGCCUUUGGCUGUUUUAGGAGCUGUGUUGGCUUCUUUUCUAUCUAGCUUUGUUCUUGCUCUUUAUUCCGGAGUUAUUGUGCACCAGGAAGAUUCUGUUCGGAUGGGGCUCGCGUACGCUGUGGCGGUUAUUUCGUUGUUCGAUGAAUAUGCUAAUGAUCUACUGUACUUGACAGAAGGUUCAUGCUUCCCCAGGCCUCAGUACCGUAGAAGCACGAAUCCCUCCAAAGGACUAGAGAAAAGGAUGUCACUCGAUAGCAAAAACGAUAGAGAAGGAUUACGCAGUUCCAGGCUAGCUUCUCAAGGAUCAAGAACCCUAAAACAAGCUAUUCAACGAUAUACACCCGUACAGGUAUGGGAUUGGCUGUUCAAGUCUUGUGAGGUGAACGGAAAAAUUAUGCUUAGAGAAGGGCUGAUAAAUAGUAAAGAUAUUCAAGACUGCAUGAUCAAAGGGAACUGCAAGAAGCUCGGAGUUAAGCUACCGGUUUGGUCCGUAUUACAAUGUCUCGUCACAUCGGCUAGAUCCGAUUCACCUGGUUUGAUCAUCUCGGACCAAGUGGAAUUAACAAGAUCAAACUUACCGAGGGAUAAAGUGUUCGAGUGGUUUAUUGGGCCGCUUUUUACCAUGAAGGAGCAAGUGAAGGGAUUGCAAUUGGAAGAAAACGAGGAAAAUUGCCUGAAAAAGUUGGUUAUAGAUUGCAACAAUGAUAGACCCGAAGAUUGGGACAGCACUCGAUUCCCGUCCACCGACAAAGUCAGAACAGCACAGUUGCAAGCUGUAAUUAGGAGGCUUCAAGGAAUAGUGGGGUCGAUGUCGAGAUUGCCGACAUUCAGAAGAAGAUUUAGGAAUUUAGUGAAGGUGUUGUAUGUGGAAGCAAUAGAGAAGGGUCUCUUGGUUGAGGAUUCAUCGAGAGCUGGAUUUCACGGUCGACGUUUGUUUGGAAGAAAAGAAAGGGAGGAUUUUGCUGCCAAUACCAACGAUAGCGGUGGACCUGCUAUCGUAUGACUUUGGAGCAUAGAUUGCUAAUUAAACCAUGUAUGAAACAUAAACAGUCCACGUUUUUUAUUAGCUAUUUAUGUGUCACCU
This is a messenger RNA of Erythranthe guttata (spotted monkey flower), 1952 nucleotides long. Its product is annotated as putative membrane protein At3g27390. Gene Ontology annotation, biological process: vegetative to reproductive phase transition of meristem. NCBI's taxonomy places the organism in Eukaryota, Viridiplantae, Streptophyta, Magnoliopsida, Lamiales, Phrymaceae. The record is from RefSeq and is a predicted model, not a curated record.